CUACGGAAUACGGAGUAAUAAAUAACAAAAGUUUUUUGGGUCAAUUGGAUGAGAGGGGGACUAGGGAGAACCAUUAUUUUUUUUUCGUGUUUUGCAGCUCAUUUCCUUAUUUCCGAUUUUCCGGUAUAACAUGCCGCGGCGAAGCCAGCACUGGUCGCAGCGCGCGGCGCAAUUGAGAAACUGAUAAAGCUUCAAAUACAAUCACUCGAAUCCAUUCGCCGCUCUCUUCUUCGACAUCACUCUCCGCCGAUAUGGAAGAAAAUGCUCAACGCUCUCCACAGAUAGUCUCUCCUGUUGAAGUUGUUGAUGCAAAGUACAUUGCAAAACUCAGUACCAUUCUCGUUGCCACAAUCCAGGAAGCAAAAGACAGGAUAUCUCAGAUAGAAUAUAUAUUCUGCAGUCAACUUUUCCCGAAUUUCCAGUCAAUGUCUAAAAGUGUGCAACAAAUAUUUAUGGAGGCAAAGGAUGCUGCUGAAGCAGCAUGGAAAGAAAAAGAACAUGACCUAUUGGUCCAAAUGGAAAAGAACCUGGCUGCAAAGCAGCAAAUUCUUGAAGAAAACCUGGCUCUGAAGUCAGAGAAUGCGAAGCUAUUGGAUGAUGAUUUUUUAUGGAAAGAGCAUUUCAAAGAGCUUCAAGAAAAGAUAGAUCACAGAAGCAUUGAACUGAAUAAUUUAAGGGCAGCAUAUGAAGAGUUAGGUAAGCUUUGUGAAUCAAAAGAUUCACAAAUCCACAAAUAUGAAGACAUGCUGAAAGAACUAGAACACAAAAAUGUUCGUCUUUCAGAGACACAACAAAAUCUGGAGCUUGAAGUUCAGGGAUUACAGAUUGAACUCAAGAAGAAAUCAAGAGAAAUUGAUGGAGAAUUAGAAUUGCAACAGAAGCUAGUUCAGAUGGCUCAAGAGAAAGCUACUUCCGUGGCAUACAAAGAAAGUCAACUGAAGAAAUGUGAAGAGAAGAUAGAAAAGCUUCUUGCCAAACUUGAAGAAGCACAGAGAAAGAUUGGAAACCUUCAAGAUGAACUGACAGAAAAGAACACUGCAAUGGAAAAAUCAUUGGAGGUACAAGAAAAUUUAAUUAAAGAAGUUCAAUCCAAGGACCUGGAGAAUGAACAAAUAUUGAGUAGAUUUCAUGGUGAGAAAGAAGUAUUUGUGGCAAAAGUAAAGAAUUUGGAAAGUCAUGUUGAUGAGCUUCAGGUAGAAUUCAGGAAGAAAAAUGUUGAAGUUGAGGAGGGAAGGAAAUCACAAGAACAGCUGCUCAAACAGAUUGAUUUAUACUGCCUAGAAAGAUCCAAGACAGGGAAGAAGUUAGAAGAGCUUGAGAAGGAGAAGAACCAACUGCUUGCCAAAGUAAAAGAUGUUAAGGAGAAAAGUGAAGAGCUCCAAGCAAAUAUUCAAGAGAGAAGCAAUGAAUCUUCUGAGGGAUUGAAGUUACAUGGGAAGUUACUUCAGCAAAUUAAAGCAAAAGACUCAGAGCUGUUGUCGGCAAAGAGUAAAAUUAAGGAAAUCAGUCGUGCUUAUAAGAGUUUGAAAUCUCAGUACAGUUUUGUUUGCGCAAAAGCAGGUCUUACACCAGAAAACAUGAAAACCAAAACCAAACCUGGAGAAGAAAGUGAAUUGAGGAAUAACCAAAGUCAUCUAAUUAAAAACGAUGUCGAGACUGGAGUUCCAAAACCUAAGAGCAUUUCAUGUGAAGGGCCAAAGCUUGAGAAUAUCGUUGAAAAAACAGGAAAUGGUGUAGUUGUCAAAUCAGUUCAAAGAUUAAGUUCUGUAACACCUCUUACUGGAAACACUUCUAUAGCCCCUAAAGAGCCCCUGCACGUGAAGUCUUGCCUGCCAGCUGGCACAAAGCGUCGUGGAUCUUAUUGGAGAGAUACUAGGUCCCAUCAAAGCCGAGUUGGACCAGAUCCUCAUGAUGAUUUUCUUGAUACACCCUUGGAGAAUGUUAGAAGACAUCCAGGAAAUGCCACGAGGGAUGAUGAUAUUCCAAAUCUUCCAAAGGAAGCUCCUCAAGUCAGAGAUCCUGAAAACUCAGAUGAUGAAACACAAGACAUGAAUAUUGAUCAGAAGAAUCCUCAAAAGAAACAAGUUCCAUCUUUAAGGCCCGGGUCAUCAGGGGUCAAAUACAUUGAACCCGUUCGGAAAAAAUCUGAAAGGGAAAAAUUGAAAGGGAUUGAAUGCAAGCAGUGCAAAAAGUUCUACGAUGUUGUGCUUCCUUCUGAUGGUAAGGACUUGGGUGCAAAUACACACAACUUACGGUGCGAGCACCAUGAUGGGGUAUCUAGGCAUCGAUAUCGGUACGUCCCUCCUUCCACCCCCGAAGGGUUUUGGAACAUAGGUUUUGAAACAGAAUUGUAACUUCUUUUGGUUUGGGUGUCCAUUUUCAUUUCUUAUUGUGCAAUAAAAUAGGAAAACAAACUGAAAAUUGUAGACGAUAUAUAGAUUUGUUCAUGAUUUAAAGAAAAACGCAGUAUAAAAGAGGGAUUGGCAU
Molecule: messenger RNA, 2487 nt
Organism: Cuscuta campestris
Lineage: Eukaryota; Viridiplantae; Streptophyta; Magnoliopsida; Solanales; Convolvulaceae
Source: the annotation of a GenBank genome assembly